Molecule: messenger RNA, 546 nt
Organism: Heterotrigona itama
Lineage: Eukaryota; Metazoa; Arthropoda; Insecta; Hymenoptera; Apidae
Source: the annotation of a GenBank genome assembly
GAGAUCAUCCUCCCCCGCGAACUUAAGCCCAACAACGCUCAUAACCGCAGGUAUGGAAACGAUAAAACCAAACGUAUCUCAACCAAAAAUAUAUUUGGCAUCUUCGCGGAAUGCCUAAUACAAAACGCGGAAUGCCUAAGACAGACGCGACUAAGAACAAAAACACAGAAACACAAACACGCACAAGCAAUAUCACUGACCAAUCCAAGAUCAAACCACCCAAUUUAUAUACAUGACAAUGUAAAUUAUCCUAAAUUACUUGAAGCUCUGAAAAUCAAAUAUAAUAACCGAUUCCAUGCGAAAUAUACAUCCGAAAAAUUAAAGAACUAUGUCGUCAAGAAAAAUAUACAGUUUCACACGUGCAUGGUUAGUAACGGAAAAUUUCUCACCGUGGUUCUAAAGGGGCUGAUAAAACUUUCUGAAAAAACCAUCAUUAGCAAUAUAAAAAGCCAAGGACUAAAUCCCCUAAAUUGCAAAUUGCUAUUUUCUUUGCGCCUGGAACAACUCUUGCAAAAGUUAACCAAGUUAGGUUCGUUGAAAACUUGA